This is a messenger RNA of Odontomachus brunneus, 1617 nucleotides long. It is a transcript of the gene CSN5, whose product is annotated as COP9 signalosome complex subunit 5. The transcript is spliced from 4 exons. The record is from RefSeq and is a predicted model, not a curated record. Bases 225 to 1421 code for a protein of 398 amino acids. Gene Ontology annotation, biological process: protein deneddylation. Gene Ontology annotation, molecular function: deNEDDylase activity; protein binding; metallopeptidase activity. Gene Ontology annotation, cellular component: COP9 signalosome; cytoplasm. NCBI's taxonomy places the organism in Eukaryota, Metazoa, Arthropoda, Insecta, Hymenoptera, Formicidae.
UUUCUAACACAUUCUUAGUAGCGAACCGAACAGCACAAUACAUAAUAAUCUACGCUUAUUUACACUCGCUAAAAUCACCUUGUGCCGCACUGAUCUAAUUCCUACAUGCCUACAUUUGUCACGCUAUACACAGCAAGCACACAAGCCACCUCCUGACAUUACAAUAAAUCGGAUCUCUUUUAUUUAGUCUGUUGUAUCAUAAUUGUUAAUCGCUUGCCAAAGAGAUGGAGUAUGAUAAUGUACUCUUGUCGAUGGAUAAUAAUAAUAGCUUGUUAGUAGGAGAAAUGGAUACUAGUGAAUUUACGGUUGAAAACAAAGAUAGCACAAAUGAACCGUUAUCGAUCGAAAUGAAGAGUGGGUCUGAUAAUGCUAAUUUAUUUGAAAGUAUGGCUAGCACGUCUUCGGACCAGAAUACCAUCGCACAGAAGACAUGGGAACUGGCGAAUAACGUCGAGACCAUCAGCACAAUCGAUGAGAUUUACAGAUACGACAGGAAAGAGCAACAGGACAUAUUAACUGCCAAGCCAUGGGAUAAAGAUCCACACUUCUUCAAAGACAUCAAAAUAUCUGCACUAGCCUUACUGAAGAUGGUCAUGCACGCACGAUCUGGUGGAACAUUGGAGGUGAUGGGCCUCCUGCUCGGUAAAGUAACAGCGAAUACAAUGAUCGUGAUGGAUUCCUUCGCCUUGCCAGUAGAAGGAACUGAAACCAGAGUGAAUGCUCAAGCUCAAGCUUAUGAAUACAUGACAGCUUACAUAGAAGCAGCUAAGCAAGUUGGUAGACAAGAGAAUGCAAUCGGCUGGUAUCACAGUCAUCCUGGGUAUGGAUGCUGGUUGUCAGGUAUCGACGUGUCGACUCAGAUGCUCAAUCAAAACUUUCAAGAACCGUUCGUCGCGAUCGUCAUUGAUCCCGUGAGAACCAUCUCCGCCGGCAAAGUUUGUUUGGGUGCAUUCAGAACUUACCCCAAAGGGUAUAAACCGGCGAAUGAGGAACCGUCUGAGUACCAGACGAUACCCCUGAAUAAAAUCGAAGACUUUGGUGUUCACUGCAAGCAAUAUUACUCUUUAGAAGUGUCCUACUUCAAGUCCUCCUUGGAUAGACGACUGCUAGAUUCAUUGUGGAAUAAGUACUGGGUGAACACCUUAAGCUCGUCAAGCUUGUUGACGAACGCGGACUACACUACAGGGCAGAUUUUCGAUCUGUCUGACAAGCUGGAACAAUCGGAGGUAGCGUUAGGUAGAGGAUUUGUCCUAGGUGGCACAGAUCCUCAUGAUCGCAGCACGGUGGAGAAGCUCAUAAAGGCUACUAGAGACAGUUGUAAGACUACUAUUGAGGUUAUUCACGGUUUAAUGGCACAAAUAAUCAAGGACAGGCUAUUUAAUCACGUUGGUGGCAAUGUGAGCGGUGCUCAACAAAAAUAAUGAGACUUCGUAAUGUGCGUGAUAAUGAUAUCUCAGUUAUAAGUACAGCAAUGUUUUAUAACUAAAACUACGUAUCUAUGUAAAACUGUCACGGUAUACCCCAUAAGACAUUGAAGAAACGACGUCAUUUGGCUCGUAAGGAAAUUGUUGUAUGAAAUUUUUUAAGAUCGAGAAAUAAAAGUGGAUGAAGUAUCAA